Messenger RNA from Lineus longissimus, 2041 nucleotides. RefSeq lists its product as uncharacterized. The coding region runs from base 1 to 939 and encodes 312 amino acids. The transcript is spliced from 4 exons. The record is from RefSeq and is a predicted model, not a curated record. Lineage: Eukaryota; Metazoa; Nemertea; Pilidiophora; Heteronemertea; Lineidae.
AUGGCUACAGUCAACUCAUUGCUGGCCCGACUACCAAUGAAGAUGAACCUAUCCAGAGCACUCAAUGCGCCUGCGCAUGAAACUAUCAAGGCACCACUUAAAGUCACCAUUGUCGCAUUGUCAACCAAGAAAACCAUCAAGGCCACUAAUAACACUACAAUUACCUUUUGGACAGCAGCAAUUGCAGACGAAAACACAGUCACUAAGAUCAACUUGUAUGAUGAACACCUUGUUGCCAAAUGCAACCCAAACAAGACCGUUAUCAUGACUUCUACGAAAUCCAGAGCCGACCAUCUCACGACCAACCCCGAAACACGCAUUUACAGCACGAAAUUCAUGCACGUACCAGAACAACUUAUCAACGAAGGCAAACUCCUCAUCAACCCACCAGAUGCACACAUUGUCACGCUCAAGAAUGCUGCUACUUCACCACUAAAAACACGUCUCUCAGUCCAAGGGACAGUCACACAGGUUGAAGAAAAAAAGACAGCAAUUGCCAGGGGCAAACCAGUCCAAAUCCAGACAGUGACUUUAAAGGACCAAACGGCGGAGGUGAAAUGUACUCUUUGGAGAGAGGCAGCUGACACCAACCUCAUGACCCCAGGAAACCACAUCAAAAUCACCAACGCGUACACACAUUACAGCACCUUCCACAAGGCCCAACAAUUGAACACAUCGGAUGAUUCAUCUAUAACACCCGUCGAAGAACCGCCACGCUUCGCUCAACAACAGUUGAUUGCUAUCGACAUUACAGAAAUCCCAGAUGAGUUGACAGUACUUGCUGAGGAGGACGAUAACUACCAAGAAUUCAGCACAACCAAACAAGUUGUCCUUCAGUCCUUCGAAGUCGAAUCCCUUGAUGACAUACAAGACAUCCUCCCAGCUACUGCCACCGUCACCAUCAGAAACAAAUGCAUCACUGCAAUUGCCCUAGCAUAAAGGCCAAUGCCUAACACAGGCUACAUUCUAAACAACGGUCAGACAGAAAAUGCAUAGUCUUCUAUAGCAUUCCAUUGACUUCAACGCAUAAAAAUAAUCAAAGGAUUCAACCAUGUUCUGGUCAAUUUCACUAAUUGCAUUUUCGAAUCACAAACAAUGAUUGAUUACAUAUAUUUCACUAUCUUCAGAACUUCAUCAUUUUGCAUAUGUAUCAACAUUCCUCUAUUGGUGUCGCAAUGGUCGUCCACGUACUUCUGAAACAGCAACUUCUCUGUCAUUUCGUAACAUAUAGACAACUGCAUCUUGUCGUCACAACUGCUGAUAAACGUACUGCUGUCUCAUUGCAAUCUUACCAUAUUUGUAUUUAGCAUAUUUGUAUCUACAUAGUAUAUAUAUCAACAUAUAAUCCCUGUAAUUCAUUAUCUCUGCACUUUUGUACAUGUGAUCAUGGCUUGUGAUCCUAAUUGCCAUGUGAUUUAUUGUGUCUCUCCAAUUCCUUUGUAAUGUUCACAGUGCUAUGACUAUAGCAUCUUAUAAUCACAACUUCGGAUCCAAGUAAUUUUCUUUCUUUCAUAUAAUAUCCUAACUCUUGCACGUCCUAAUCACAUGCACUGCUUGUAUCAACCUCUACUUCACCAUGUCUUAAUACUGUAACCCUGGAAAUUUUCGCUGGCUUUUUAAUUUUGCUGUUUUCGCGGUUGUCCAUGAUCCGCGAAAAUAACCAGCAUAAAAUAUUAAGUUUUAUUGGAGUUAACUGAAGAACCAUAGUGCCUCCGCAAAAUUCAAAAGCGUAAAAUAUAGAUUCUUCAAGCAAUUUCCAGAAAUCCGCAAAAUUUUCCAGCCGCGAAUAUUUCCCGGUUUACAGUACAUGUCUUUGUAUUUUCAUUGUAAAUAUAAGCGUUCAAAUUUAGAGUAUAUACAAUUAGAUUUAGACGUUACAAAUUCCAUUUCCAUACCAAACUUGUAUGUAACUCUAAUCCAACUAUACCUUCUUUUCUUUGCGUAUAAUAUGCUUGGUAAUUACUUGUAAAUAUAUCGUUCAAACUUAUAUUAAUAUAAAAAAAAAUUGCAACGAACCAAAUUGCAUUUGCUACCUCCACAA